Molecule: messenger RNA, 1332 nt
Organism: Tremella mesenterica DSM 1558
Lineage: Eukaryota; Fungi; Basidiomycota; Tremellomycetes; Tremellales; Tremellaceae
Exons: 10
Biological process (GO): reciprocal meiotic recombination; meiotic recombination checkpoint signaling
Cellular component (GO): nucleus; chromosome
Molecular function (GO): ATP hydrolysis activity; ATP binding
Source: RefSeq, a predicted model, not a curated record
GUCGAAGUUCGUCUUCUACCUUACGCAUCCGUCCGACCGGAACUCAUCCCCACUGCCGUCCGAGCGUUGAUAGAAAGUGGAGACAAUGCACUUCUCUUAGGGCCGUUGACUGAAUGGGAACAUAUCUCCAUCCUGCAGAGGAACGUGGAACAAAUCAUAGUGGCGGAAUUUGAUCCUCCAGUGCCGAACGUACUUCUGCGAAAUGCACAUGUGAACAUACAUCUCUAUAGACCUGUGAACAUCAGUGAGAAUCUCGCUGCAGAAUUGGAUGGCGACGAUCAAGAAUCAGUCUCCGCAGCUACGAUCAUAGAUCUUCCUGCUCAGUCUCUUGAAGGUUUAUGGGAAAAUUUGAUCUAUCCCCCUCCACUCAAAUCGACGCUGCUCAAUAUGGUUCGAACAUCUAUGGUUCUAGGGGAUCUCGGUGUGAAUCCCAACAUUGUCGCUUUAAACCGUUUAGUUCUCUUACACGGUCCACCCGGGACGGGUAAAACGUCGUUAUGUCGAGCAUUGGCUCAAAAGCUGUCCAUUCGGUUGUCAGAUACAUACGCACAUGGCAAGUUAGUGGAGAUAAAUUCUCAUUCUUUAUUCUCCAAAUGGUUCUCCGAAUCCGGUAAAUUGGUUCAGAAACUAUUCUCAAGUGUUAUGGAGAUGGUCGAGAGGGAAGAUUGUUUCGUCGUUGUGCUCAUAGAUGAAGUGGAAUCACUCACAAUCGCACGAGAUUCAUUUUCUGGCGCCAGUGAACCUGGCGAUGCUCUAAGAGUUGUAAAUGCGCUGUUAACCCAGCUGGACAAGCUCCGGUCCAAGACGAAUGUUUUGGUUCUGACCACGUCAAAUUUAUCACAUACCAUCGUUUCAGAUAAGGCAUUCAUAGAUCGUGCCGAUAUAAAAGAAUACGUUCCUCCUCCUAUCCCAGAAGCCAUUUACUGGAUUUUACGGACGACCUUGGUAGAGCUCAUGAACCGUGGAUUGGUUCAGCAGUUGGAUCUGCCACUUUGGAAUUUGAUAGCUAUGUCGAAGGUCAGAGCUCAGAAGGGGGAGGCGAAGGAGGGACAGAAAGUAGGGAUUGAUUUAGCCAGAGUGGCUCAGGAGUGUCAUUCUCAUGGUCUAUCAGGUCGUUUUCUCCGCCGUAUCCCAGCUCUGGCACUCGCCAUUCAUUUCCGCGGUCGAACUCGUCCCCGAUCCUGCGAAAGAUGGGUCGAGGCUUUUUUCAAAGUGAUAGAAAAUGAAGUGUCAGAUAGAAGAAAGAUCGCACGGGAAGAAGUGUCGACCAUUGAUUCAAAGAAUAUUCCAAUCAAUCUUUCUCCAUCAAUAAUGUCUUCUGGGCAACCUUAA